Messenger RNA from Nomia melanderi (Alkali bee), 2628 nucleotides. RefSeq lists its product as uncharacterized. The record is from RefSeq and is a predicted model, not a curated record. Lineage: Eukaryota; Metazoa; Arthropoda; Insecta; Hymenoptera; Halictidae.
GAUUGUUGUGACUUCGCCAGUAACGCGUUUAUCGCCGCCGGUUAUCUUUGCUUGUAAUCGUAGGCGAGGCAGAGUUUCCACCGAUAUUCGUGCGCGCCGCUCGAGUUCCGUUGCUCCUUUUCGGAGAUAGGUCGCUUCCGGUGUUCAGUUCCGCACGGAGUAAUGUUUAUGUUUCCAGAACCGCCGCCGAUCGGCUAUUAUAUUGCCGACGUUUCGCCGUCGUGUUUAUCCGACGGGAUUUUUCACCGUGGAAAGCCGGCUGCCACUCACAAACACGUGGCUAAGCAGCUUAGACCUAUUAAGAGGAGUCUUAGCGAUCCGGUAGCGCCGGUACAAGAUAUAGAUCCGCGUGUUCUAGGCCAAUGGAUCAAACGAGAGAACGAGGGCCUCGUGGACCCCCCUGGUCUUGACAAUGGAACGGUAUUCGAGACACUGAGCUUGAUGCCCAAACACGUCCAUCAAUCAUCGAAACACAUCUCGUCUUCCAUUUUCCCUCGUUCCCAGCAGUUCGAGCUGUGGCACAUCCGCGAUCGCCGAUCGAGAAACGCGAGGAAGCUCAUGGCAACGAUGACAGAGUGCCCGGUGAAACAUGAAACUGGCAAGUCUGCAACGAAUGGCGAGGCGUGCGACUAUCUAACGCCGCCAUUUUGGUGGGGCGGCGAAACUGCGAGAUCCGCGGGUUUUCCGGUUGGAGAUAUCAAUGAAUACGCGUACGAAAAAUUCAAAGAAUCAGAGAAGGAUGAUGGAAAAAUCAGCGAGAUGCUUCGCAUGGACCAUCCGAAGAAGUAUAUACCGGGUGUGAUCCAUCGAAUGAAGAACCCAGAAGAUAGAAGCAUGAAAGAGGUUCUGGCCAAAGCGGAUGCUUUCAAGGUGGUUCCGAAGAUCGAGGAAUCAUCGAAAGAUCGUUCGUCGGUCGAGGAGUACGCUUGUUCUACGAAGAAGCUUCGUACGUAUACAAACCCGAGCACCUUCCAAACACGACUGUUUAAUUCGAUGUACACGAUUUAUUAUGCAGCGGUUGCGUCGGUUCCACGGGACACCGCACGGAAAGAGGAAGCGCGGCGCGCAGAUAAAUCAUUGUUUGAUAACGAUACGCGGUGGCAGUUGGCCUACGAGGAGAUCGGUUUCGCAGGGACCGACCCGGAGAGACAGAGAGAGCUGCAGCUGUUGACAAAACCAUUUUUGCACGAGCUGCACAAGUGGUACUCGAAAAGCAAACCGACCAAGUUUGCGGAGCCGGUGAAACGGAAGGGGAAAAGGCCGAUACCUGAAAUGCGUUUUUCACACUUGUAACGCGUUCUAGCGAAUGAAACCUUCUCGUAUCGAAUGCUAUCAAAUACUGCGACAAACUAUGUCAAUCCUGUACCGAGAUAAAUGAUUCUAUUGAUAGUACCGAUCUAGGUCCAAGAGGAGGAGGAAUUAUCUAGUGUACAUAGAGCGUUUUUGAGUAAACUCGUUCGUUCGAAUCGAAAUUGGGUUACCGCACGCUACUUCGAUCGAAUAGUUGCGUUAUCAUUGUUGAUAGUAAAUCGGUAAGGAGAUACGCGUUGUUGUGAAACCAGUUACCGAAACAAACCGUCGUUCACUAUCGGUAAGCAGGCACGCGACAGAUUAAUAGAAUUAAGUAACGACGGUUACGGGCGCGUGGUUCGGUUAAUGAAAAUUGAUCCUGCUCAUUGGAUUAAUAAGCCCCGUGCGCCGCGAGAUCGCUAUUGACAGGCGGGGCGCGCGAAUUGGUGUCCUUUUUUCGCGGAAUUGAUCCGCGGCGCGGUCUUACUAUUGAAUUACGCCUCCUAUACGAUUACGUUUCCUUUUUUGCACGGCGCUUGCGGAUUCCGGGACGGCCGCGCUGUCGACGCGUUCGCGAAUAUUGCGUUGUUAAGAUUCCAUGGUGUUCUUCGAAUUCUUCGGUGGUUAAUAAAACGCGAAAACAAAGUUCGUGUAGUUGGUAACGAGGAGAGAGAGAACUGAUUACUGUGAUUAAAAGGAUCGUCGAAUUUCGAUCGACUCUUGGUAAAAUCUUGCAUUGUAUUCAGAUGCAGCGUCAUUCCGAAAGAAAUGACAUAAAUGAGGAAAGAGAUCGAUUCGCGUGUAGCAUUUCCAAUGCGUGGAAUUACGUUUCGUUGAUUGUAUCGUUAUUAAUGAGUCUGCUGUUAAUUUAAACGCGUAAGUCGAUACACGAUGCGAUUAAAAUGAAAUUAAAUCUUGAAUAAGAUUGUCAUUUCAGUCAGCAAGAUAGGUGAAUCGUGUAGAUUUCGAACAGGUACGUGUUAUUAAGAUUGAUUCGAUGAUUCGUUGAUAGCUGCAGUUGUGUUACGAGUUUCUGUAAUUCUCUAAUCGAUCAUCGGCGAAGAUUGCGUACAGAUUUUCUUGCGUCAUCGGUAUCGAAAAUUACGAUGCGAAUUUAUUAUGCUUGGGAUGUUCGGAGAGUGUCGGGAUCGAAACCAAUCAUUAGGUAUUAUUGACAGUGAUGAAAAUUCUUGAUUGAUUGUUAACUCAAUUGGUUGACAUUUCGAGCUCGCAGACCGCGUCGUCCGCUGCAAUAUCCCUCGCAGGAUUUCAUCAUGCCGCUUAGCCCACGUGCUCGCUUUCCUGCUAAAACCGCGCCUGCACCGUUAAUAUUAAACC